Molecule: messenger RNA, 2788 nt
Organism: Macrosteles quadrilineatus (aster leafhopper)
Lineage: Eukaryota; Metazoa; Arthropoda; Insecta; Hemiptera; Cicadellidae
Product: heparan-alpha-glucosaminide N-acetyltransferase-like
Exons: 13
Coding region: 237-1961 (574 amino acids)
Source: RefSeq, a predicted model, not a curated record
UCUCUCUCUGUCAUAAUUUUCUAUUUGUAUUGUUUUAAUGGAAUUUUCAUUUCAUUUUAUUCAGUUCCAGUUGAAAUUCUCUUUUUCUUGAAUGGCAUUCAUUCGCCAAAGAGUGAAGUGUUUUAUGAUUUUCCAUCACUAAAAUCUCAGUAGUUAUGAAAUUUUAGCAAAAUGCUACAUACUAGUCCUAGCAUUGUUUUUUAAAUUUGACUUUAGUUGACAACUCCAAAGUUAAGAUGGACACCAGCCGCAACUGCCCGUCCAAUUUGUCUUCACUCAACUACGACACUGCUUGCCUACUGAUAACAAAUCAAUUGGAAGAAAAUGUUGACAUAUAUACGCUCUCAUCUGAUUGUUAUCAGUGUGACCCUCAGUUGUGGAGCUCAGUACCAUUGACCAGCACACUAAGUUUCGUCACACCUGCUGUGAAGCCCUUGACUCUUUAUGCAGUCGGAAAAGUCAGCAACGAAUCAAUCUGCAACCAAACAGUUCUACUAAAUCAGCAUGAGCUCUUGUCCUGGAAAAUCGGAACUAACUGCACUUUUACGGUUGAGGAUGAGGGAGAAAACGCUUACUUAGCACUUGAAGUGGCCAUAUACGGCCUCACAGCGUUGAUGUUGCUCUAUGUAUUGAUUCGGUCAGCUUGCAGAACACAAUGGAUACAAAACAUUUUUUCCAGGGAUGCAACUAUUAUUGACAUGCGAAAUGAUCUGGGGAAUCCCAGUUCGUCUGAUGACUCUCUUCUCAUCCAGUCUGAGCUGGUGCCUCUUAGACGACUCAGCUCCCCACGUAUUCAAGCUUUGGAUACUUUUAGAGGAUUUACCAUUGCCUUGAUGAUUUUCGUUAACUACGGAGGCGGCAAGUUUUGGUUUUUUGAACACUCUGCGUGGAACGGAUUGACUAUUGCUGAUGUCGUAUAUCCCUGGUUUGCAUGGGUGAUGGGUGUCAGCCUAGUGAUCAGUUAUCGCUCCAAGUUGCGCUCGUGUGUGUCGCGCACUCAUGUGUUCUACGUGUCUCUGCGCCGUGCGGCCGUCCUCAUCGCGCUGGGGCUGAUCCUCAACACACACAACGACAAUGACCUCCACACCAUGAGGUUCUGCGGGGUGCUGCAGCGGCUAGGGGUUGCUCAUCUGGUUGUAUCGACACUUGAGACGAUAUUCAUGAAGAAACAACCCAGCUUGCAGUACGGUCGCUGGCUGUCUUUCUCAGAGCUGGUCGACACUUGGCGACAGUGGAUUGUCAUCCUCACUCUUAUGGGUGUUCAUCUCUAUUUCACCAUGUUCCACCCGGUUCCCGGGUGUCCCACGGGUUACAUUGGUCCGGGUGGCCUGGGUGAUCAUGGAGCCUACCCGAACUGUACAGGAGGAGCAGCCAGAUACAUUGACAGCCAGGUGUUUGGAGAUGCUCAUCUUUAUCCGCGCGGUCCUGUCAAAAGGGUCUAUCAUACUAAUGUUCCGUUUGACCCUGAAGGUAUUCUUGGGACCCUGACAACAUGCCUGACGGUCUACUUGGGUGUUCAAGCUGGUUAUAUUAUCCUCAGUUAUAACUCCACCGUAUCUCGCUCUCUACGUUGGCUGUUUUGGGCUCUCAUCACCGGUCUGUUUGCUGGUUUCCUCUGCGGUUGGUCUGUAGAAGGAGGUUUGAUUCCCGUCAACAAACAGCUGUGGUCAGUCUCCUACGCUCUUCUCACGUCAUCCUUCGCCUUUCUUGUAUUCACCCUCGCCUUCCUCCUGAUCGACCACUGUCGCUGGUGUACGGGAGGAAUGUUUAAGUCUGCAGGGAUGAACGCUAUUCUUCUCUACACCGGGCAUAUUCUUCUGAAACACACGUUCCCUUGGAGUUGGAAGCCUAGUGACGUUACAAACCAUGGAGAACUACUCUCGAUGAAUGUUAAUGGAGUUUUCGCUUGGCUUCUUGUAGCUUGGGUACUGGAGAGAUACCAGAUAUUUGUCUCUAUUUGAGCAUUUUAACUAUCGACUAUAGAUGCUGAAGUGUUAUCCUGUUAGAAACAGUUGGUUUUUUAUUUGUUAGGACACAGCGACUUGAUAUUUUGACUAAUUUGAGACUGAAUGAGUUUGCUGUAAAGAUGGGUCAACAUUUGACAUUUUUAUUGUUGUUUUAUUUUUUUCAUUCUGGUAGAACUCAAUAAACACAUAGGGAAGUUAAUGCUACAUAUAACAGAUAUAACACUUCUUGCUCACUUAUUCAACAAAGGUAAAGCAAAACUGUUUAAAGUAGUUUUAUAGUUUUUUGAUCAAGUAAAACUUCUUAAAUCCAUCAUAAUUUGAAAACAAAAAUAGGAAACAAAAAUGUUCAUAGUAGCAUAAAGGAAGAGCUAUAAAAGUGGUUUACUUAUAAUUUAUAAGACAAAUACAAUAUUCGCAAUCAAAAAACAUUCUGAAUUUAAAUAUAAUGAUUAGUGUAUGAAAUGAAAACAUGAAUAUUCUUGACUAGUUUUGAAACUUACACACUCGAGCUGAGCUAAGCAGACUGAAGUGUUUGAAAAUAGCUACCAUUAUUGGAAAAAGUAAUUUAUGUGACUUUCUAAAUUAUUUUGCAAAUUGGGAAUAUGCUAAAUCACUAGGUACACUGCUUUUUUUAAGAACUAUUUUGAGUUCAAUGCCAGCACCAUUUUUUAUAUUUUUUGUGAAGAAACAGUCCAAACCCCAGUUUAUCAGACUCACCUGGACCAAAAGUUAAUGUGAUUUAUACUUGGAAUCUAUAGUCUAUGAAUUUAACCAAUGAGACUUAUUUUAGCAUAUAUUUUAAUAAACUAUUUUAUACUGUG